CAAAAGAAAUUUUGGGGAUUUUGCAAAUCCAAAAACCCUAACCUAAUCCCAAAAUUCCCUUCUUCUUUCUCCAAGCGGAGGUUUGGUUGUGCUGAGAUGCGUAUGGAAGCGAUGCAGAUUUCAGGUAUUGAUGAAAAUUCAUCAUCAUCAUCAUCUUUAAUACGAGUACUUUACAAUAUUGAUUUUCUGAAUCAAAUUCUAUUGUGCUUACCAGUAAAAUCACUUCUUGUUUCUAAAUCUGUAUCAAAACAAUGGUUAUCACUUAUCUCUAGUCCAUGUUUCAUUAAGAAUCAUUAUAUUCGUAAUAAACAUUCAAAACCUGGAUUUCUUUCCCUCAACACUCUUUACGGUAACGUGAAUUAUGAUUCAGUUUUACUCAAUGAAAGAAUAACCAUUAAUCGUAGUAUCAUUUUUGAAUCCCAAGAUCAUAAACCAUUAGUGAUGGAACAUUCUUGUAAUGGGCUCUUUUUGUGCUGUGAGUAUGGUGGAGGUUCAUCUUAUUAUAUCUACAAUCUCUCAACCAAAUAUUACAGAAUCAUUCCCCCAGAUCCGGUCUUUUCUUGUCUUAGCAUUAGUCUAGUUUUCGAUCCACUGAAAUCACUUAAUUAUGAGGUUAUCUCUAUUGGUAAAAUUGAUGAUAGUUAUCGGAUUGCAAUCUACUCUUCGGCAACAAAUUCUUGGAGAAUCUGCGAAGCUAGAUAUUAUUUUCCUAAUUCUGUCCACUUCUAUAAGUGUCCGGGUGUUUUUUGGGAUGGUUAUUUGAAUUGGAUUAACUUGGGCGAUAAUACUUCUUCUUCUUUUAAUAUUGAUCGACAAGUACUAAUAACAUUACCGUUUAGUGAUGAAAUGAGCGAUGAACAUAUAAUAUAUUUUGGAGAGUGGAUGGGUUAUAUGCAGCUUAUUCUAAGUGAUCAGAAAUUGCUUCAUUGCUGGGACAUCUUCGAGAUGGAGAUUAAUUAUGUUGGGUGGAAACUAAAAUAUCGUGUCAACCUUGAUGAAUUAAAAAAUUACUAUUCGAUUGAUGGUUUGUAUCCUGACCAGAGUUUCCAUGUAAUGCUGGUUGUGGAUGAGUUGAAAGCGUUGAUACAUUUAACUGACGGCAGGAUUCUCUCUUAUGAUCUCAAGAAAAAGAGCUUCAAGGAAAUUUGCAAUUUUCCAAUGAGUCAUCUCGAUAUAUCUCAUGUCUAUACCGAAUCACUUGCUGAUGUUUGAUUAGCUUACUUCACAGUACCAAGGUUUGGGUCCUUAUGAUUGCAUUAGAGUGACUAGUGAUUGUGAGUCAACUUCAAACUAAACCUUGGGCCACUGAUGUUGAACUGCCAUUCUUGCUGCUAGCAGUAAUCCCCAUGUUUCCGCUAAAAUGGCUGUUGUUAUCCCUAGAUGUGCCGCCAUCGCUUUCAGUACAUUGCCUUCAGAGUUCCUGCAUAUGAUAUUAUGAUUCCUGCUCCUUCCAUUCCCGGGUUACCUUUUGCUGCUCCGUCCAUAUUGAUUUUUUAUCCAGUGUAGUCCAUCCGAUGAAGAUAGUAGUUGUAGUUGGUCUUGGCUUUUGUUCUUGGCAUUGAUAGGCAGGCUGCCAUGGAGGAGGCAGGAUGAUUGUGGGCCCAUUGAAAUUCGUCCAACAGUUACCACUGUGAUUUGAAAAGUUUGUUGUGGGGUUUGUGGUUUCUGCUUGUAAAUCCUUGCAUUCCGUGCUAGCCAUAUAUGCCAAGCCGUGAAAACGCAUAAACUUUGAGUAGGUCCUGGCAAGGUUUCUGCUUGUAAAUCCUUGCAUUCCGUGCUAGCCAUAUAUGCCAAGCCGUGAAAACGCAUAAACUUUGAGUAGGUCCUGGCAACAGAUUUUUCAAUCGUAUCUUAGUUUCCAUGUGGUGAUGGCAACAGAUUUUCCAGACAUAAUCUGUUUUAGUAUAUAUGUUUGUGAAACUUGGAUGUUUUGGGGUUGAAUGUUGCCUAGUUUUAUCCAUGUAAAGAAGAUGGGCAACUUAGAUCAAUAUUUCAGAUUCUCGUACUAUGUCAUUUGUUUAUUAGUCUCUCCUUAU
Molecule: messenger RNA, 2036 nt
Organism: Papaver somniferum (opium poppy)
Lineage: Eukaryota; Viridiplantae; Streptophyta; Magnoliopsida; Ranunculales; Papaveraceae
Product: F-box protein At5g07610-like
Exons: 2
Coding region: 97-1212 (371 amino acids)
Molecular function (GO): protein binding
Source: RefSeq, a predicted model, not a curated record